AUGCCGGCAAUCCGAGGUCCAAAGUCGAAAUCGAAGACCCGGAGACAUACCCGUGAUCUAGACCAGAUACACGCCGAUGUCCACUCCAAGAAGCAUCUCCAGCAGUACAAAGAGACCAAGGCGCCCGAAGACCUUCCUGGCUUUGGCGAGUUCUACUGCACCGAAUGCGCCAAGUGGUUCGAGUCCGAGACGAAUCUGGAGAGGCAUACUAAGGGCAAGCCGCACAAGAGGCGUGUGCGUCAGCUGAAGGAAGAGCCAUACACCCAGAAGGAGGCCGAGGCCGCUGCAGGCCUGACAACGGACAAUGGAAAGAGGAUGACCGAGGAGGACAUGGCUGACGCUGAGAUUGGAGACAUGCGAUGA
Molecule: messenger RNA, 363 nt
Organism: Lecanosticta acicola
Lineage: Eukaryota; Fungi; Ascomycota; Dothideomycetes; Mycosphaerellales; Mycosphaerellaceae
Source: the annotation of a GenBank genome assembly